Actinia tenebrosa (Australian red waratah sea anemone) is the source of this 1018-nucleotide messenger RNA. RefSeq lists its product as uncharacterized. Lineage: Eukaryota; Metazoa; Cnidaria; Anthozoa; Actiniaria; Actiniidae. The record is from RefSeq and is a predicted model, not a curated record.
GAGAGAUUCGAUAAUUGAAAGCAUUUGGUGUCCGUACUUUGGAGAGUAAGAAAUAUGAAGGCCAUAUUUCUCUUCAUGAUUUUGGCGGGCUUUUCUUUUCAAUAUCUCAUUUCUGCUCCAAUCAAUGAUGACGUUGAAUCCCUUGAUGAAAGGGAAGGUUUAAAGAGUCCAGAUGGUGAGCUACUCAAACGAAGCAAACAUCAAAGCAUCUCUUCAUUGAUCGACGCUCUACAGAAACCAGGAAGUCUCGACGGGACUGUUCUAAAGAAGAACGAGGAUGAAUUGCCAGAUAAAAGAAAUAGAUGGCGAAGAUGCAAGAGAUGGUGGUGCAGAAAGAAUACCAGGAGAAGAUCAAGAAAAACAAGCCGAGUGAAAGCGUCUGCAGUAAAAACAAAACGUCCUCCUACUUCAAGUACGACAAACCCUGCCACAAGGAAAAAGAAGCCUACCACCCCGACAGCUAUACCAACGCCAGCUGUUGCUCAAACAGUCCCUUCCGUGGAUUUUGCAAAACCAGGAAAAACAUCGUCCACAAGUCAUAGGAUAAACCCUGCCACAAGGAGGAAGGAACCUGACAACCUAACACAGCCCACUGCAGUUGCUGUUCCAGGAGACGCAGUAGAAUCUGCAGCGUCUGCAGUACAAACAGGAAAAACUUCCACAAGUCAAGCGACAAAUUUUGUCACAAGUGCAAAUAAACCUACCACCAAAACAUUACCUACUACAACACCUAGCGUAGAAGAGUCCGGAAUGGCUGGUGAGAGUUUACCAUAUGGGACUUUAUGUCCUGAUAUUGAAGGGCCACCCACGCCAUCCAUGCCACCGAUGCUUUUGAAGAGAGAUGGAAACACCGCUAGUCCCCCAUCUCCUGCGAUUACUAAACCGAUGUGCGGUGGUUUUCAUUCGUACGGUUAAUUCAGUAUCGACAAAGCAAAUUGCUGUUAUAGAGGAUUUAUGAUAGUCAGUUGGUAUCUAAGCAUUGAUGUAUAAUCACAAAUAAAUGCAAAGUUUAUGAUGA